AUGUGCACCGCUCGCCGCAGGCAGCAACAGAAGGGAGACAAGUUCGCCCUCACUGAGGAGCAGAAGCAGGAGAUCCGUGAGGCUUUCGAUCUCUUCGAUACCGAUGGCUCUGGCUCCAUCGAUGCGAAGGAGUUGAAGGUUGCUAUGCGUGCCCUCGGUUUCGAACCCAAGAAGGAAGAGAUCAAGAAGAUGAUUGCUGACAUCGACACUGAUGGCUCUGGAACCAUUGACUUCAAUGAAUUCUUGGAGAUGAUGACUGCAAAGAUGUCUGAGCGUGAUCCUAUGGAGGAGAUCAUCAAGGCCUUCCGUCUCUUCGAUGAUGAUGAGACUGGCAAGAUCUCUUUCAAGAACCUCAAGCGUGUGGCCAAGGAGCUCGGUGAGAACAUGACCGACGAGGAGCUUCAAGAGAUGAUUGAUGAGGCUGAUCGUGAUGGUGACGGUGAAGUUUCCGAGGAGGAGUUCAUCCGUAUCAUGAAGAAGACUUCCUUGUACUAAAUCAUGUACAGUUACAUCUGUAGAAUCUUUACACCAAUAAGAAAUGGUGAUGGAUGCGACCAGUUUGGAUGCGUCCCAAUUAUUUUUUACUCACCGCAUUAAAAUAAUAAACUCU
Molecule: messenger RNA, 610 nt
Organism: Guillardia theta CCMP2712
Lineage: Eukaryota; Cryptophyceae; Pyrenomonadales; Geminigeraceae
Exons: 2
Coding region: 1-495 (164 amino acids)
Biological process (GO): mitotic cell cycle; centriole replication
Cellular component (GO): centriole; centrosome
Molecular function (GO): calcium ion binding
Source: RefSeq, a predicted model, not a curated record